Molecule: messenger RNA, 3791 nt
Organism: Sorex araneus (European shrew)
Lineage: Eukaryota; Metazoa; Chordata; Mammalia; Eulipotyphla; Soricidae
Gene: NDUFA5
Product: NADH:ubiquinone oxidoreductase subunit A5
Exons: 5
Coding region: 120-470 (116 amino acids)
Biological process (GO): respiratory electron transport chain
Source: RefSeq, a predicted model, not a curated record
UCCAGAGGGGCGGGCCCACGGCGUUUCCUAGGCGACGGAGCGGCGGUGUCGGUAGUGGAUUGAGCGGGUCUGAGCGGGGCUCCCAGAGGGCCCCGCGACGGCGGCUCGCAGGCGCUGUCAUGGCGGGUUUGCUGAAGAAGACGACCGGCCUGGUGGGCUUGGCGGUCUGCGAGAGUCCGCACGAGAGACUAAGAAUUCUAUACACAAAGAUUAUUGAUGUUCUUGAGCAAAUGCCUGCAAAUGCGGCCUACAGGAAGUAUACUGAACAGAUAACAAAUGAGAAGCUGGGUAUGGUUAAAGCAGAACCAGAUGUUAAAAAAUUAGAAGAUAAGCUUCAAGGUGGCCAAAUAGAAGAGGUGAUUCUGCAGGCUGAAAAUGAACUAAGUCUGGCAAGAAAAAUGAUGCAAUGGAAGCCAUGGGAGCCUUUAGUAGAAGAACCUCCUGCCAACCAGUGGAAAUGGCCAAUAUAAUCAUUACUAAAUGUUUUGUGUAUUGAUGGAAAACUGGUGUAAUUAAAUGCUCUGUUAUAAUUUAAAUGUUUCGCAUUAUUGAUAUUUUCUAUCAGAAAAUUAAUACAGAAGGCAUUUACGAAACUUGUUAAAAUUGGACCUUAGGAAAUAAGAAAUAUAAGUCAAUCUUCAAACUUAAACAGGGCUAAUUUAUUUUGCAGAUGAUAUUUCUUUUAACAGAGAGGUUAUAGGAACACCAGAAAUUUAAUUGGACAAAUUCCUAUAGAUUUUCUAUGCUGAAGCUAUUUUUAAAAGGAGUAUCUAACAUCAGUUAAGAGUUCUGAGUAAAACAGAAAAAUUUUGAUUGUUGUUUAAAUACAUUAAGUAAGGGGCAAAGAACCAUCAAGGUAGAAGUCAUUAUACAGUUAAGGAAUUGAUUUAGUCUUUGAAAUAGAGGUUUCUUAUUUUUAGUAAGUAAUUAGAAAAACUUCCUCUUGUCUCAUCUAAUUUAGCUUUGUUAACCUUUAGCUUUUAACCUUUACCAACCAAACUUACAUCAAGAUAGAGUUAGAAUUUCUAUAUAAAAGAAGAGAUAAUGAGUUCCUAAAGUUUGAGGUCUGAGAGAUAGUACAGGAGGUGAGGUGCUUGCCUUUCAUGCAGUUUCCCUGAAUCAGUCACCCUCACUGUUUAUGGUUCCCUGAGCACUGUCAGGAAUGAUUUCGGAGUCAGAAGUAAGCCCUGAGCGCAGCUGGGUGUGGCCAAAGGAGAAAGAGAGAAAAGUCUGACAUAAACAUCUUAGUGUUAUGGUUAUAAUAUCAAAAUGAGCUCACUAGACUUCACAAGUUUCCAACUUGAGUACAGCUGAGUAUCAAAAGGAAAAUGUUAUUCAAAGAAACAAGCUAAGGGAAAAAUCGUUUUUCAUGUGUCUUCACCUUUUCUUCAUAGCAUUUUAUCAUUUCUAAUUACUAAGUUAAACUUACUUGGAUGUUUCUUGCUUUAAAAAAUAGUACGUGUGUAUGUGUUUUCAAUUUUGCUAUCUAUAAGGCAUUGCUAGAUCAGAAUACCCAAAAUAUACUUUUCCUCAGUGUUUCAUAGUUAGCUAUAUAUUAAAUACUAAAUAGUGAGUGAACUGAAUUGAGUUGCUUUUAGCAAUCUGAAAGAAAAGAGAGUCCAGGAUCACAUUUCAGUCUUUGGCACCAUCUGAACUUAGUAAUUUGAAGAAAGCUGCCAACCUCUUAGAAUCACUUAUUUCCUUCUUUUAAAACAAAGUAGAAUUUAUUAAUAACUUCCUUUAUCAUUUUAAAGUUUGCUUUAAUAUAUGUUGAGUUCAAAGUAUAUGACUUUAGAAGCUUGUCUGCAUAGAUACUUUGAGAUAAUUUUCUAACCAUUUCUUCAGGCCCUUUGGGCACAUAAAAAACAUGACUUUAUGUGCCUGUAUCAUAUUUGAAACCACCUUAUCCUAUGAUUUUUUUUAUAACGUCUUGGAUACUUAAAUAGAAAUUCUAUGGUCAUUAAUAAACAGUGACCUUACUGAUAUUUACAAUGGGGUUCUAGUUGUAGGGUUGUAGUAGUCUCAGAAAUAAUAAUAACUAAAGUUUAUUAAUGUUUGCUAGGCACUGAUCUAAGUUCUUCCAAAGAGUGAAUUACUGUAAAUCAUAUAUAUUUUCUAGAUAAACUAAGAAUAGUUCUUCCCUGCAAUUGUGCUACAUGGGGGAAGCAGUGAUGAGAUAGGGUAGUAAGACCCCUAAGGUGACAGCUGUGGAAACAAAUUUUGGGCCUUGACAAGUCCUGCUUCAAGAACUCUUAACAGUGUUUCUUGCCUGUUUUGUGUGAGCUGCACAGAAUAACCUAUAUUCCUGCUUUGAUUUUCUGUCAAUGUACCUAUAGAGAACAUAUAUGAAUAAAAAAAGCAGUAAACCAGAUUUCAAAAACCAUCUGUGUUUUAAAAUUUCAGGAAAGGAAAUAUUGAUCUGUAUUUUCAUUAAUUAGGUCAGAGGUAGAAUCAGAAUUUAAUUUCUAUUGCAUGAUUUUCCAGUUCUAGUAUUCUAAAUGAUCUAGUGCUUUCCCCCCCCUCUAAUUCCUCUAUGUCAAAAUGCAUGUUAGACUAAAGUAACAAUGGGAAAUAUUCUGAGAUGCAUGAUUUCAUAAAGUCACUAGGUGGCAUUAUUGUUCAAAGAAAGACAUUAAAAUUUAUAAAUGCUGAAAUAAGCUUUUUAGUUUCGGUGGAGCUCUUUUUGUUGGUGUUUGGGCCACACACAGAAAUGUUAUUCUUGACUCUGGUGUCUCUGAAAUUGGUUCUCCCCAUGCUUUGCAUGCAUUCAGUCAGGUAAACUCUGAACCCAAGUAGAUGUUUUAUUUCCCAAAUUAUAGUCAAUUUGGGAAAUACGUGUAAAAUGCACACGUUUAUUGUGAGAAGUAAAAUGGGAAAUACUACCAAGUGUUCUUUCAAGGUUGUUUUCAGCUUGUAAUUAGAAAAACUUCCAUAGAUAUAUUCCACAUACAUUAUAUAUAUAAUAACCAGAGAGAGAGAGAAGUGUACUGUGCAAGAUAAUUUCCAAGAUAGUCUAUAAGUAAAUUCAUAUAGUUGCUUCCCUAUUACAUUAAAAAUAGGUAUCUGAAGUUCUUCAUCACAGUUUUUUUGUUGUUUAUACUGUCUGGAGCAAUAGCACAGAGGGUAGGGUGUUUGCCUUGCACGCUGCCAACUCAGGUUCAAUUCCUCCCUCCUUGGAGAGCCCGGCAAGCUACCGAAAGUACCCUGCCUGCAUGGCAGAACCUGGCAAGCUACCCGUGGCGUAUUCGAUAAGACAAAAACAGUAACAACAAGUCUCACAAUGGAGACAUUACUGGUGCCCACUCCAGCAAAUUGAUGAACAACUGGAGGACAGUGUGACAGUGCUAUACUGUCUUGAGUGGGAGGAACAUAGAAGUGACAUUGUAGAGGUGGGAGAAAGGAGAGAGUUUAAAACCAAUGUAAUUCUCAUUAGUAAAAUUUUAAGAUGCAUUAAGAUUUGGAAAUAGGAGUGGUGGUGAUAUUUGAAGGUUUCUGCAUACUUCAAAUCACACCUGGUUUACCUGUGAAAGAUCUACCCUAGUACUUCGGUACUUUCCCUGAUCUUCAUGAAGAUGUGGGGUUACAUAGCCAUUUAUGUGCAUUGCUUUCACUUAAAAUCCUUAUUAAAUUCGGUUUUAUUUAAUAAUCUAAAAUUUUAUAUUCUAGUAAGAAGUGUAUUUUAAAUUGGUGUGGAGAUUGGAAAAACUGACAUUAAUUUCAGUAAUGUUCUGGGAAGAUGCCAGUGUAAUUUCAUCACAAAGGAAUAAAGAUAUUGAGCAUUAUGAAAGAAA